AAUACAAUCAUGGGAUAUCAGUACUAAUGGAAUUUAUGGAGACUUAUUGCAAAGUAGUUUCUGUAAUAAAGGAAGGAGUAUUCCUGGAGAACAUGGCGGAUUUAUCGUUCACGUACAUAAAUAGGGAGUGGAAAUGGGCCCGGACAGGAAGGCGGGCGGGAGAGGGGCGAUGCAGCUGCCGGUGCAUCACUAGCCCCGCGUCCCGUGCCGCGCCGCGCCGGCCCAUUGCCAAGUUCAAUGCCAAGGUCAUGCGCGCGCGAGUGCGGCUGCGCGCCGCAAUGCAGGAGCGGCCGGCGACAGGCGUCCACCUCACCGUCAGUUCCUCACCGACGACCGCGCCACACACCGCAUCGCCUGAACUACACGCGUUCCAGCGGCUCACCUAAUAAAUACCUAUUAAAGUACUAUAAUCACAGCGACGCGGUAGUCGGUAGCAGAUUAUUGCGUGAACCAAUCGAUGACGGUCGCGCUCAAAUCGCGAUGAUUUCAGGUGAACCGUUGUAAAUGGCGGUGCAAGGCGAUGCGAUGGUCACACCGCGAUAUUGUUCUCAGAUGUGACGAGCUCUGAACAUUACGAAGUUCCUCCGGCUGUGCCACGACAACUACGUGUCCACUUUACAAUCAGAACAACACGCGCAAAAGGAUUCUAAGAGUUUAUUUAGUUAAAGAAGACUACUUAAUCGAAAAUCUCAAUUUUAUUCAAGACUACGUGUGAUUGAAAUAUUAUUUUUGAACAGACAUUUCCA
Molecule: messenger RNA, 746 nt
Organism: Bombyx mandarina (wild silkworm)
Lineage: Eukaryota; Metazoa; Arthropoda; Insecta; Lepidoptera; Bombycidae
Source: RefSeq, a predicted model, not a curated record